CACAUAUAAUCAUACGCAUAUUCCAUAAUGGCCUCGAUCACUCUUGAGGAGCUCCACGCAUAUCAUGCCAUUGAUCGCUCGGUGUUCUCUCGACUGGUAAUAACACUUAGAAGGGAUCCAGCUGAAUCUCUGUUAGUUAUGGCGAUGUGGUUAUGGUUAGAAGAGAAGGGUUAUCCCAACAUAAUAGCCAAAAUGGUGAACCUAUCAGAUCCAUUGCUGGAAGCACUAGCCGGUGAAGCGGUUUCGUGUUUGAAUUGUCUCGGAUCCAAGAAUCCUACCAUUCCACCUAAUGGCAUUCUCCCUCUUACUACAAGAAUCAUGGAGAAAGAUGUUUCCUUGCACAUGUUCUAUCAAAACAAAUUCAGUACCAUCAGUGGGAUCAAAAGUUUUAUGACCACUGUUUGUUCUCGGAUUUUUACUGAUAUCUUGCAACAUGUGGUGGGGAGCACAUCACGAGUGAUUCCAAACCAGCCUCUUGUCAUCCCUGGUUUCCCUCACUCAUUAUUUGGCAGCGUCACUAUAGUGCCAAGAGCCAUGGACCAUGAUUUUCCUAUUGGGGGCUUAUGGGGAUGGAAUCCUUCCAACAACGUUUCCGAGGACGAUCGGACCUUGUUUCUGACGUUCUCGCGGGGUUUUCCGGUUUCGGAAGAUGAAAUAAGAGAACUGUUCACAAAUAUAGGCGUUUGUGUUGAUAGUGUACGUAUGCAGGAUAAUGUCCCCUAUGGUGAACAACCUUUGUUUGCUAAAAUGGUGCUACGAUCCGUUGCGAAUGUCGAUCAAAUUUUGAGCGGGAGGCCCAUAGCUAAGUUCCGGAUCAACGGUAAACACAUAUGGGCACGGAAGUAUGAACGAAGAGAGUAGAUACACCGAGGAAGCCUGAUGUUAGAACUUUUAUAGAUAAUACAUAUACAUUUGUCUUGCCGCAAACCUUUAGUACUUAAAAGCUUGUCUUCUAUGCACUGAUAUUCAUAAAUAUUUGCCAAGUAUGUAUUACUU
Molecule: messenger RNA, 996 nt
Organism: Gossypium raimondii (Peruvian cotton)
Lineage: Eukaryota; Viridiplantae; Streptophyta; Magnoliopsida; Malvales; Malvaceae
Exons: 1
Coding region: 28-861 (277 amino acids)
Source: RefSeq, a predicted model, not a curated record